CUGUAACACCAGCUGCUUUCUGCACUCUGGAGCUUUUGCUGCCUUUGAGCUCCCUUAACUCCUUUUGCCUCUGAUCCUCUGCUUUGCUCCCUUCUCCCCCCUUCUUCUUUUGCUUGAAAUCUCUCUUUAACUUUUACCAUCGGUUUUUCUUUCCCAUCCCCCCCCCCUUUCCCUUCCCUUCACUGGAGUCUUAAAGGGGGAGAAGAAGAAGAAUCCAACAUAAUAAUAAUACUACCCCAACCACCCACCUCCCCAUUCAGAAAAAUAAAAAUAAAACCCCAACAUAGAUGAACUACAAAUGAGAAAAAGGAAAAGAUGGAGCUGCAUAUUUUAGAGCACAGGCUUAAAGUAGCCAGCAUAGCCAAGGAGAGCAUCCAGUUGUUUACCUAUGGAUUAAUCAAACUUGCUUUCCUUUCCUCCAAGACAAGGUGCAAGUUCUUCAGCCUCACAGAAACACCGGAAGACUAUACGAUCAUUGUGGAUGAAGAGGGCUUUCUAGAGCUCCCGUCGUCAGAGCACCUGAGCGUGGCAGAUGCUACCUGGCUGGCCCUCAACGUGGUUUCUGGAGGAGGAAGUUUCUCUAGCUCCCAGCCCAUCGGUGUGACUAAGAUUGCCAAGUCAGUCAUAGCGCCGCUGGCUGACCAAAACAUCUCAGUGUUUAUGCUCUCCACCUAUCAGACAGAUUUCAUCCUGGUACGCGAGCGAGACCUGCCCUUCGUGAUGCACACGUUGGCCACCGAGUUCACCAUCCUCAGGGUAGUGAAUGGGGAGACGGUGGCUGCUGACAACCUCGGGAUAACGAACGGAUUUGUCAAGCCAAAAUUGGUUCAGAGGCCCGUCAUUCAUCCCCUUUCCAGUCCGAGUAACAUGUUCUGUGUCACCAGCCUGGAUCCAGAUACCCUUCCCACUGUCGCGACACUCCUAAUGGAUGUCAUGUUCUACUCCAAUGGAGUAAAAGACUCAGUGGUGGGAAGCGAAGACUCUGGACACAUUCGCUUUUUCUCCUUCUCUCUCAUUGAGGGUUACAUCUCCUUGGUGAUGGAUGUACAGACACAGCAGAGGUUUCCUAAUAACUUGUUGUUUACGAGUGCAUCUGGAGAACUCUGGAAGAUGGUUCGGAUUGGCGGACAGCCCCUCGGCUUUGAUGAAUGUGGAAUUGUCGCUCAGAUUUCUGAGCCCUUGGCUGCUGCUGACAUCCCGGCCUAUUACAUCAGUACUUUUAAGUUUGAUCAUGCAUUGGUACCUGAAGAAAAUAUAAAUGGCGUAAUCAAUGCACUCCAAGUCAGUCAAGCUGGAAAGCAUUAGAAAUCUUCUGAGCUGGUUCCAGAUGCUUUUUCUAUUGUAAUAAUAUGAUUAUUCCUUUUUUCUCACAGUAUUCUUGGAUAAUCUGAUUCUGGAGAGGUUGAAGUGAAAAAAAAAAAAAAAGACAUGAGCAUAAACAGCUCUUUUUAAGAAUUGCUGAACUUAGAGCCCUGCUGUUCAGUUCCAAAGCAAAAAAAACCAUAACCUUGCUGAUGUGAGAGGAACUGCCCGCAGACAGGCAGAUUGUGCACGCUGCAGCUUUAGCAAGAGCUUCUCCAGAGGAACUGGGGUGGAAGGGCUGGUUUCUUUGUGGAGAGUGUAAAGAAAUAAGGAAAUAAAGGAAAAACAAACCCC
Gavialis gangeticus (Gharial) is the source of this 1656-nucleotide messenger RNA. RefSeq names its product GATS protein like 2 (gene CASTOR2). The coding region runs from base 316 to 1305 and encodes 329 amino acids. NCBI's taxonomy places the organism in Eukaryota, Metazoa, Chordata, Crocodylia, Gavialidae. Gene Ontology annotation, biological process: negative regulation of TORC1 signaling; cellular response to L-arginine. Gene Ontology annotation, cellular component: cytosol. The transcript is spliced from 9 exons. The record is from RefSeq and is a predicted model, not a curated record.